AUGCCCGCACCAACUGCCCUCCAAAGAGUUGCGCCCGAGGAAAUCGCUCAGAACCUGAAUGAGGCCUCCGCCGCAAGCAACAACGAAGACGAUGAGAUGCUCAUCAGCACCACCGACGCUCCCGCCGUUCAAGACGCCGCUCAAGCCACCGAAGACACAGCCAUGACCGUCGACUCGCAACCACUCUUCGCCGCCGAAAAGGCUACAAACGCCCACGUCCGCUCCGAAUCCCGCAAAGUCGCCGUACCGCCUCACCGCUGGACGCCUCUGAAGAACGCAUGGCCUAAAGUCUACCCUCCUCUGGUCGAGCACCUGAAACUGCAAUGCAGAGUCAACACCAAGAACAAGAAUGUCGAGCUGCGCACAAGCAGAUUCACCGAUGAUACUGGUGCUUUGCAGAAGGGUGCAGAUUUCAUCCAUGCUUUCUGCCUGGGCUUCGAUUUGGAUGAUGCAAUUGCUUUGUUGCGUUUGGAUGAUUUGUACAUUGAGACUUUCGAGAUCAAGGAUGUCAAGACGCUUCAAGGCGAGCACCUCGGCAGAGCUAUUGGCAGAAUUGCUGGAAAGGACGGAAAGACCAAGCACGCCAUUGAGAACGCAAGCAAAACCCGUGUCGUACUCGCAGACUCAAAAAUUCACAUUCUGGGUGGUUUCAAGAACAUUCACAUGGCUCGCACCGCCAUCGUUUCCCUGAUUCUCGGCAGCCCGCCAGCCAAGGUGUACGGCAACCUCAGAACCGUUGCGUCGAGAAUGAAGGAGCGCUUCUAG
This is a messenger RNA of Aureobasidium namibiae CBS 147.97, 765 nucleotides long. Its product is annotated as eukaryotic type KH-domain (KH-domain type I). Gene Ontology annotation, cellular component: nucleolus. The transcript has 3 exons. The coding region runs from base 1 to 765 and encodes 254 amino acids. Lineage: Eukaryota; Fungi; Ascomycota; Dothideomycetes; Dothideales; Saccotheciaceae. Gene Ontology annotation, molecular function: RNA binding. The record is from RefSeq and is a predicted model, not a curated record.